AUGAUCUCUGCAUCUGCCUCCAAUGACACUGCCUUCCACCCUUCCACAUUUAUUCUUCUUGGAAUCCCUGGGAUGCAAGACCAGCAUGUUUGGGUUGCCAUCCCCUUCUGCUCCAUGUAUAUACUUGCUCUGAUUGGCAAUAGUACCAUCCUGUACAUCAUUCUGACAGAAAGAACUCUACAUGAGCCAAUGUACCUCUUCCUGUGUCUACUUUCCAUCACUGAUCUGGUACUCUGUUCGACCACAUUGCCCAAAAUGCUGACUAUCUUUUGGCUUAGGUCCCACAUAAUUUCCUACCAUGGCUGCCUCACCCAGAUGUUUUUUGUUCACACUGUCUUUGCCACCGAGUCUGCUGUUCUGCUGGCCAUGGCUUUUGACCGCUAUGUGGCUAUCUGCCGUCCACUUCAUUAUACAUCCAUCCUCAAUGCCACAGUGAUCGGGAAGAUUGGGCUGGCAUGCGUGGCCCGUGGCCUUCUCUUUGUUUUCCCCUUUAUCAUCCUCAUAGAACGCUUACCUUUCUGCGGACAUCACAUCAUCCCCCACACCUACUGUGAGCACAUGGGCAUUGCCAAGCUGGCCUGUGCCAGCAUCAAGCCCAACACCAUUUAUGGUCUCACUGUGGCACUUUCAGUCACUGGCAUGGAUGUGAUCCUCAUCGCCACUUCGUAUGGCUUGAUCCUGCAGGCUGUGCUGCGUCUACCCUCCAAGGAUGCCCAGUUCCGAGCAUUUAGCACCUGUGGAGCCCACAUUUGUGUGAUUCUAGUCUUCUAUAUCCCUGCCUUUUUUUCUUUUUUCACCCACCGCUUUGGCCACCAAGUACCUCCUCAUGUCCACAUUGUACUUGCAAAUCUCUAUCUCCUAUUGCCCCCUGUUCUCAAUCCCCUGGUCUAUGGCAUUAACACUAAACAGAUCCGCCUGAGACUAUUUAGCUUUUUUACGUGGAGGAGGUAA
Myotis myotis is the source of this 951-nucleotide messenger RNA. RefSeq names its product olfactory receptor 52D1-like. The coding region runs from base 1 to 951 and encodes 316 amino acids. NCBI's taxonomy places the organism in Eukaryota, Metazoa, Chordata, Mammalia, Chiroptera, Vespertilionidae. Gene Ontology annotation, cellular component: membrane. The record is from RefSeq and is a predicted model, not a curated record. The transcript has a single exon. Gene Ontology annotation, molecular function: olfactory receptor activity; G protein-coupled receptor activity. Gene Ontology annotation, biological process: G protein-coupled receptor signaling pathway.